ACUGCGCACACAGCUGUGGAUCGCGUCUCCACGUGCGUCGUUUCCCAGGCGGGCUAUGGCUCCUCGCGGGAGGAAGCGCAAGGCGGACGCGGCAGCAGACGGGGAAGCCGAGAAGCCGGAGAAGCUGGCUCAGGGCGGCGAUGCGGGAGUGGGAGAGGCCCGCGUGGUCAUUGAGCACUGCCGGAGCUGACGCGUGUACGCACGCCACGCGGAAGCGGUAAGUCAGGCGCUGCGCCUCGCCCGCCCGGAGUUGCCGGUGCUGCUGAACCCAGCCAAGCCCCGCCGGAGCAGUUUCGAGGUGACGCUGCAGCGCCCCGACGGCAGCCGGGUGGAGCUCUGGAGUGGCAUUAAGAAGGGGCCCCCACGAAAACUGAAGUUUCCCGAGCCGGGGCAGGUGGUGGAGGAGCUUAAGAACCGGUGGCCCUAAUGAGCCCUCCCAAGCGAGCAGGACAUCCCAUGACGAGCUGUCUGUCCCCAGUGAGUUUGGAGCAUCCAUGAUGGAACGUGACCAAAUCUCCAGUCUCGUCCCUGAAGCUAUCGUUCCUUCCUCUGGGUGCAUGGUGAGCCUGGUGAUGUCAAAUUGUUAAUAAAAGCUUUUGAUACAGUUCA
Messenger RNA from Trichosurus vulpecula (common brushtail), 609 nucleotides. RefSeq names its product selenoprotein H (gene SELENOH). NCBI's taxonomy places the organism in Eukaryota, Metazoa, Chordata, Mammalia, Diprotodontia, Phalangeridae. Gene Ontology annotation, cellular component: Golgi apparatus. The transcript has 4 exons. The record is from RefSeq and is a predicted model, not a curated record.